Molecule: messenger RNA, 3582 nt
Organism: Pteropus alecto (black flying fox)
Lineage: Eukaryota; Metazoa; Chordata; Mammalia; Chiroptera; Pteropodidae
Gene: TBC1D31
Product: TBC1 domain family member 31
Exons: 22
Coding region: 159-3362 (1067 amino acids)
Cellular component (GO): centrosome
Molecular function (GO): protein binding
Source: RefSeq, a predicted model, not a curated record
AUUGGUUGUUAAUAGGGGGCGCACGGUUGGUACGGUCGGUUGGGGACCCUAGCCGCCACCGUCCGCGCUCAAAUUUCCCGGGCCAGGAGCGUGGGGCCUGCUGGGAAGUGUCCGAGACGGUUGUCAUCAGGCCCGUGGCGGACGCAGUGGGCUUCGCCAUGCAGAGCACAGACUUGGGCAACAAGGAGAGCGGCAAGAUAUGGCACCGCAAGCCAUCCCCGGCCACUCGGGACGGAAUUAUAGUGAACAUUAUUCACACCACUUCUGAUUACCUUCCUAAAAUUCUGCGAUUUUUGAAUGUGGCUUUUGAUAGCUCAGGUGACUGCUUACUUGCUGGGGACCAUCAAGGAAAUAUCUAUGUUUUUGACUUGUCUGGAAACAGGUUUACUCUUGUUCAGCGAACAGCACAAGCCUGCACAGCGCUGGCCUUCGCUCUCCGUAGGAAGUCUGAAUUCCUUGUGGCAUUAGCUGAUUAUUCUGUUAAGUGUUUCGAUGCAGUCACCAAGGAGCUAGUUAGCUGGAUGAGAGGACACGAAUCAUCGAUAUUUUCGAUCUCUGUGCAUGCGUCAGGGAGAUAUGCCAUCACGACUUCUUCGGACACAGCACAACUAUGGGACUUGGAUACCUUUCAGAGAAAGAGGAAACUGAAUAUUCUCCAGUCUGUGGGUAUACAAAAGGUUUUCUUUCUGCCAUUGAACAAUACCAUCCUCAGCUGCUUUAAAGACAAUUCCAUCUUCGCCUGGGAAUGCGACACUCUUUUUUGCAAAUAUCAAUUGCCGGCCCCACCCGAAAGCUCUAGUAUGUCAUACAAAGUGUUUGCUGUGACCAGAGAUGGCCGAAUCCUGGCCGCCGGGGGCAAAUCAAAUCACCUUCAUCUGUGGUGCUUGGAAGCCAAGCAGCUCUUCAGAAUUAUCCAGAUGCCUACUCAGGUUCGAGCUGUGCGCCAUCUAGAAUUUCUGCCCGAUAGUUUUGAUGCUGGUUCUAAUCAGGUUCUUGGAGUGCUAAGUCAAGAUGGUAUAAUGAGAUUUAUCAAUAUACAGAGUUGUAAACUUCUCUUUGAAAUCGGGAGCCUUGAUGAAGGAAUUAGCUCAUCGGUAAUUAGCCCACAUGGACGGUACAUUGCAUCUAUUAUGGAAAAUGGAAGUCUGAACAUAUAUUCAGUUCAGGCUUUAACGCAAGAAAUAAAUAAGCCACCUCCUCCUUUAGUGAAAGUGAUUGAAGAUUUGCCUAAGAGUAAACUGACUUCUGGUGAUCUUAAGAUGAAAGUAACAUCGGGAAGAGUACAACGGCCAGCAAAAUCCAGGGAAAACCAAAUACAAACUAGAAUAUUAAAACAAGACCUGACUGGCAAGGUUGACAAUAAAGAGAAUGAAUUGUCAGAUGGCUUAAACAAAAAGCGUUUACAAAUCUUAUUAAAAGGUUAUGGUGAAUAUCCAACAAAAUACAGAAUGUUCAUCUGGCGCUCUCUGCUACAACUGCCUGAAAAUCAUACUGCAUUUAGUAGCCUAAUAGAUAAGGGUAUUCAUGUGGCAUUUCUCAACCUUCAGAAGAAAUACCCCAUCAAAAGUAGGAAACUACUCAGAGUGUUACAGAGAACCCUAUCUGCAUUAGCUCACUGGUCUGCCAUCUUUAGUGACACACCAUAUCUUCCGCUCUUAGCCUUUCCUUUUGUAAAAUUAUUCCAGAACAACCAACUCAUCUGUUUUGAAGUCGUCGCUACUCUCAUAAUCAAUUGGUGUCAACACUGGUUUGAAUACUUUCCUAAUCCUCCUAUCAAUAUUCUUAGUAUGAUAGAAAAUGUUUUGGCAUUUCACGACAAGGAACUGCUACAGCACUUCAUAGAUCAUGAUAUAACUUCCCAGCUGUAUGCGUGGCCUCUUCUUGAAACUGUGUUCUCAGAAGUGCUGACAAGGGAGGAGUGGCUAAAAUUAUUCGACAAUGUCUUUUCCAACCAUCCUUCGUUCCUCCUGAUGACCGUUGUAGCCUACAACGUAUGUUCUCGGGCUCCUCUGCUCAACUGUAACUUUAAAGAUGAUUUUGAGUAUUUUUUUCACCAUCGGAAUAACCUGGAUAUAAGUGUUGUAAUUCGAGAAGUUUAUCAUCUCAUGGAUACCACGCCUUCUGAUAUUCAUCCGGACAGCAUGCUCGAUGUUUUUGUAUCACUGACAAAAGGACAAUAUCCAGUAUUUAACCAAUAUCCAAAGUUUAUUGUGGACUAUCAGACACAGGAACGAGAAAGAAUAAGGAAUGAUGAAUUGGAUUACUUGAGAGAGAGGCAGACAGUUGAGUCUAUGCAAGCCGAAGUAGACCAGCAAAAAGUUGAAGAUGAAGCUUGGAUUCAAAAACAAGAACUGCUUCAGAAAGCUGAAGAAACGAGGAGAGAAAUGCUCUUACAAGAGGAAGCGAGGGUCAUACAGCAAAGACAGAGACUAGCUGCUGUCAAAAGGGAGCUGAAAGUAAAGGAAAUACACUUACAAGAUGCUGCAAGAAGGCGUUUUCUGAAGUUUCAGCAAGAUCGACGUGAAAUGGAACUAAGAAGACUGGAUGAUGAAAUUGAGAGAAAGGUAUAUAUGAGAGAUCAAGAAAUUGCUACUACAGUUAAAGACCUAGAAAUGAGACAUCUGGAACUUGAAUCACAAAAAAGACUUUAUGAGAAGAAUUUUACUAGAAAUCAAGAAGCUGUUGCAAAAGAAAUGAGAGAAGAUGCAGACGCCUAUCGACGAAAAGUGGAUCUUGAAGAACACACAUUUCAUAGACUGUUAGAAACAGAUGAAACUCAGAACCAAAAAACUCAGAAGUUAAUUGAAGAGAACUUGGCAAAAGCUGAACAAGCAUGUCUAAAUACUGACUGGCGAAUUCAAGCUUUACAUAAACAAAGAUCUGAUGAUUUACAACGACACGAACGUUACCAGGAAAUGGCCAAAAUCCUUCGGAAAAACAGAAGGAAAGAAGUAGAAGUAUUAAAUGCAAUGAUGGAGGAGGAAGCUAAUAAGUGGGAGGAAGCUGAAGAAAAAGACUUUUGUUUGAAAUCAGAAAAGAAAGCUUCUGCUCUUUCAGAUGCAUCUAGAAAGUGGUUUCUAGAGAAGGAGUUAGACGAUGCUUUGGACCAUGCUCCGCAUCUGUAUGAUAAAGUAGUGCCCAGAUGCCAGAAUGAACAGGUUGCCUCAAGCUGUUUGCCUAAAACCUCACAACUAAACGAUUUUUCUGAAGUGGAUUCCUCGACUUGGACUUCUUUAAACCAAAGAAAAAUGCAGUGGGACGCCAUGGAACGGGAUCUCAUGGAGAGAGUGAGAAAUCUUCGCCGGAGACUCACGGCCCAGGCUCGUAGCAGAUGCCAGACGCCUCGUCUUUUGGCCACAUAGGAGGCUGGUGACCUUGAGAGAGUCAGGGAGGGAGAUGACUAUUUUGCAAUCAAUGACACUGAUUUUUUAGACUAUUUAUUUUACAUUUUUAUAAAGAUCAACCUUUUGUAUAGAAAACUGUGUGUAUAAAAAUUAUGUGCUCUAUUUAAUUCUGAUGCUUUUGGCUUGUAAAUGGCUUCUUGUACUUUUCACAAUAAAAAACAUUUUGAAACUAUUAAAA